AUGUUCGGCUCACUGGGCUUUGGUAACUCAAAUCCGUUUGCAACCGGAGCAAAAAGCGGAUCUGGUUUUGGGUCAAGUGGAUUUGGAUCAUCAAAUACUCAAUCUCAAUCAUCAGGAUUUGGAAGUUCAGGUUUUGGAAAUGCAGGAUUUGGAUCAUCCGGUUUUGGAAACAAACAAUCACAACCUCAAAAUACCUCUGGCUUUGGAAGUACAGGGUUUGGAAGCUCUGGUUUUGGGAAUAGCCUGACUUCUAAGCCAUCAGCUUUUGGUCAAUCACAAACAGCAUCAGCUUUUGGCUCACAAAGUAGUAAUCAAUCAGGGUUUGGAAAUUCAGGUUUUGGGAAUUCAGGGUUUGGAAAUUCAGGAUUUGGUAAUUUUUCUUCUUCUUCUGGGUUUGGUAAUCCAUCAGGAGCUUCAUCAGCAUUUAGUAAACCUGCUCAACCGUUUGGCACACUGUCAGUAUCCCAACCAUCAGCAUUUGGAUCAACUACAACACAACCUCAAACAACAUCUGUGUUUGGUGCACAAUCUACUACUUCAAAACCUUCAGCAUUUGGUGCAUUUGCUUCUCAAAGUUCUACGUCAAAUCCAUUUGGUCAAAAAACUAAUGGAAAUGUAUUUGCACAAUCUAUCAAUAAUAAUAGUCCCUUUGGUCAAUCAAACAUACCUGAAAGCAAUGUAUUUGGGCAACUGAAACCUAAUCCGUUUGGUCAAGCACCAGAGAAGCCAAACCCAUUUGGUCAAGCACCAGAAAAACCUAAUCCUUUUGGUCAAUCAUCACAGAAACCUAAUCCUUUUGGUCAAACAUCAGAGAAACCAAAUCCUUUUGGCCAAACUUUGGAGAAACCAAACCCAUUUGGUCAAUCAACUACGACUACAACUAAUACGAACAGUCCAUUCGGUCAAUCGAAUAAUUUACAGAAUAAUUCCGGUUUUGGUCAACCUUCAAAUACGGCAUCUACAUUUGGACAACAACCACCACUUACUACAUCUGCAUCUAUUCAAAAACAAUCCCCAUUUGGAUCUACACCUACGUCAAAAGCAUCAAUUCAACAACCUAAUCAAGCAAAUCUUAAAGAAAAUGUUACGGACCUAAGUAAAUUCGUUAUUGAAGCUUUCAUGUCUACUAGAUUUGAGUUGGGACAUGUACCGGAUAUACCGCCUCCUCCUGAAUUAAUUAAGUAA
Messenger RNA from Lodderomyces pseudojiufengensis, 1185 nucleotides. RefSeq names its product FG-nucleoporin. The coding region runs from base 1 to 1185 and encodes 394 amino acids. NCBI's taxonomy places the organism in Eukaryota, Fungi, Ascomycota, Pichiomycetes, Serinales, Debaryomycetaceae. The transcript has a single exon. The record is from RefSeq and is a predicted model, not a curated record.